AUGAUUCAGUCAGAUGUACAACAUCGAUACUUAUUGAUUCAUUGUCUAUUUCUAUUUCUAUUAAUUAAUUUAUCUUCUACACAAGUAUGUCAAACUGAUAUUCCGGAUUUUUUCUAUAAUGUAAGUUUUGCUGGCCCUCUAUUCGAUCAAACUACUUAUACAAGUUUACCAACAUAUUUCUCUGUUGGAUCACCCAUUGGAACAACUGUAUUUACAUUUAAUGUUCAACCUCAAACAAUCAAUACACGUCCAAGUUUUGUUUCAACGGCAGUUACUGGACGUGCACUUAAUCUAGUGGGCGGAAUUAUAACAGUAACAUCAAGCAAUCCUAGUUUUAUUGUUACUACUUUAUCAAAUGGCUCCUAUGCCCUUGUCACUAAUACUACUCCAUUAAAUUACUUUUCACCUAAUCAUCGUUAUUUAUUUAAUCUUAUUGGAACUCAAUCGUAUUCAAAUCGGCCACCAGUAAGUUCAACAGCAGUUGUUCAAAUUAAUUUAGUGAAUGAUAAUGUUAAUGCACCCAUAUUUCAACCGGCAAAUCAAACAUUUUCUAUCAGUGAAACAGCUAGAAUCGGUACAAGAUUCGGUACAGUUUAUGCAACUGAUGCUGAUAAUGAUGGGAUAAUUUAUUCAAUGAAUAGUAAUCAAUUUUCCAUUGAUCCAUCCACGGGUGUUUUACAAUUACAACAAACAUUUCAAUCAUCACCAAAUGCACAAUAUUCUGUUGUAGUUACAGCUAGCGAUGAUGGUUCAUCAUGUUUACCGUUACAGCCUGCAUGUCCACGGUUUUCGACAUCAAAAACUAUAACAAUUUUUGUAACCGCUGUUAAUAAACGAUCACCACAAUUUUUAAAUCAAAUAUGUGGUUCGGUAGUUUCAUUUUAUGAAAGUAAUCCCGUGGGUGCUAAUAUUACAACAAUAGCCGUAUUCGAUGAUGAUAGAGGAGACAAUGGACAAAUUACAAUAUCAUUUCCAUCGGAACAAUCGAGAACUACAGAGAGCGGCUGGAGAAAUACAGCCUAUUCACAAUUUUAUAUUCAACCAUUAUUACAAACAUCUACUACUCGAACGGCUAUAUUACGAACGAAUAUAUCAUUUGAUUAUGAUGCACCAGGUGCUGUUCGAGUUUGGUAUUUAUUCUUAUUAGCUAUGGAUAAUGGAACACCACAACGACAAUCAUUCUGUAGUUUACGCAUUAAUUUACUUGAUUUGAAUGAUAAUCCACCAGUAUUUAUAAUGACAACAUGGAAUUAUACAAUAUAUCGUUCAGCAUUUGGCAAUUCGAAUAGUGCACGUUUUCUACGUAUAAUUGCAUCGGAUGCCGAUUCAGGUUCAAAUGGAUUAAUUAAUUAUUAUAUUGGAACAGUUAAUGUUCCAUAUUUUACAAUAAAUCAAACAACUGGAACAAUUAUUCUUCGUAGUAGUGUACUCGGAGUAUAUGGUUUAGAUGUUACUCAAUUUCCAAUAACAUUUCAAGUUUACGCACAAGAUCGUGGUUCACCACCACGAAUAAGUGAAACAAAUGCAACGGUAAUAAUGUAUUAUAAUAAUGGUAAUGAUCCACCACCAGCUCGGUGGGGUGAUGCACGUUAUGAAGAAUUAAAUUUUUCAAUAAGAGAAAAAUAUUAUGAAGUUAAUCGAAAUGCACCAGUAUCUAAUAGUACCUAUGGUUUUAAUGGAACUAUUUUUUAUCAAUUAACGUCACAAACAUCGUCGAUUAUGACUGUUAGUAGUCCAUUUCCAAAUACAAAUAUACCAUUUAGUGAUUUGCCAGUCGGAAGAAAUGGUUUUACAUUUAACAGUGGAAUUGUAGUUACUAGGGGUCUUCAUGCUGAAAUUCAAAUUGUUUAUUUAAUCUAUAUUCGUGUUCUUGUUAAUCCUCCAUUAAUUGGUUCAACAACAAUAACAUUAGUCGAUGAAAAUGAUCAAAUACCUACAUUUGAUAUUCGUUCAAUUGUAUUGAGUGUUGUUGAAAAUGAAAGUGGAAAUCGUGUCAUCGCGCAAAUUCAAGCGUUUGAUCGUGAUGUUGAUUAUCCGAAUAAUUUUGUUCAAUAUCGUUUAAACGGGCAAUUGAGUGAUGCAGAAGUGCCUCCCAUUUUUUUUGUUGCAGCAAACGGCACAAUAUGGACAAACACAACAUUCGAUCGUGAAAGUAAUAAAACACUCUAUCGGUUGUUUAUCACUGCUUACGAUGGUGCACCAGCUUGGGAUGCAACAAAUAAUGAACCAAAUACACAAGAUUUUCAAUUUGAUAUUCAAGUCAUUGAUGUUAAUGAUGUUCCACCAGUUUUUGUCAAUUCAUCAUCGAUAACACUGACAAUCAAUGAAACGGUAGCCAACGGUACUGGAGUUCUUAAUUUAACCAUCACUGAUACUGAUUUUGAUACAAUACUUGAUUUUGGAAUAUUAAGUGGAAAUAUAAAAAAUGUUUUUUCAUUUAAUUUACUAUCAGAUAACUUGGCUGAUACAGCACGUACACAAUAUAGUGGAACAGGACAACUUUCUGUUGUUGGCCCAUUAAGUUACACUACAACACCAAAUUAUACAUUAGUUUUAUUUGCAUUUGAUACACAGAAUUUAGCAACAAUAACAGUUACAGUUAUUCUACUACAACAAAAUAUAAGACCACCGGUUUUUCUUUUAAAACCUGGUUUUUCAGCUUAUGAAUAUCAAGUUCCUGAAUCAACAGCUGUUUCUAUUCUCAAUGGACCUACUAUUCAAGCACUUGAUUAUGAUCCAUUACCGCCAUCAAUUGUCUAUAAUAUAGUUACUACUAAUAAUAACUUAAAUCUAAAUACUUUAUAUUUAACUCAAUCAAAUAAUGAAGCUACACUUGGUAUUUCAGCACCUGGUCUAUUACGUGAUUUACCAUUUGGCUAUAAUAUAUAUAAUUUUUCUAUUCAAGCAACAGAUCAAGGCGGAGCAGGUUUAUCUAGUUAUGCACCAGUUACUAUUCAAGUUAUCGAUAUAAAUAAUAAUGGACCGAUACCAACGAACCCACCUUGGAUUUUAACUGAAGGUGUACUAAAUCCAACUACUAGUAUUGUCUUCACCGAUUAUGAUGAUCCAACUCAAAAUAAUACAGUACCGUUUAUUGUUCAAAUCAUUAGUCCAACAACAUUUACACUUGUUGGUCCAACGGUAAAUUAUAAUGGUACAUAUCAAUUGAUGUACAAUGGUAUUUUAAAUCGUACAAGCACAAAAAAUUUAACUGUUACAUUUAAUGGAACGGAUGCUAGAGGUUUUUCUGCAGUAACUACAAUAUCAGUUAUUGUUGGUGAUGUUCUAAGCUCAUCUCCAAUAUCGGAUGGUUUUAAAACAAUUAGAGUUGUCUAUAUUAAUGGCUAUAUCAAUUCAUUAAAAAACACUCCACUUGGUUCAGUUUACGUUAAUGAUUUAGAUGAUUGGUUUCGUAGUACGGGUCGAACAUAUUCAGUUCGAAGUGUUAGUAAUGGACAAUUAUUUAGUGCUGCACAAGGCGUCUUAUCAACACCCGAUCCACUUUAUCCAGGAUCUUAUACAAUACUUGUUGAUGCAACAAAACCUAUAGCAGCAUCAACAGCAACAAGUACAAUCGAUCUUCAAGUUACAAGUGUCGAUAGUGAAUAUGUUCGACAAGCAGCAACGAUUCGUAUUCAAGGCGAAUAUCCUGCAACAUUAAUCGAUCCAUCACUUGGUAAUCGUAUGAAUACGCUUCGUACUGCACUCGAAACAAUUUUACUUGCUUCAUCUAAUUCCAUAAUUAUUCUUGCCAUACGUUCUGUUUAUCAGUAUCGUAGUCCAUAUUAUCCACCGUUGCCAUUGGCUGUCGCUCAGCAACAAGCACUAACUGAUGUCAUUUUUUACGUACCAUCAAUGAAUAAAAAUGAUAUUGAAAAUACAUUAAAUGCAAAUCUUGGCCUAUUUGCAUCACGUUAUGGUAUAACAGCCACUGCAAGUGGGCCAAAUCCAUGUUCUGGUUAUGUGUGUCCAACAGGUACAGUAUGUCGACCAACACGAGCUAUUCAAUCAUCACCUUACCCCAUUGAUACAAAUCAAACAUCAUUUGUUGGUGUAAAUGUUGUUGAUUCAGCUGAUUGUGUUAAUGCAACAUAUGCAACAGUUUACACAAAUACACAAGUUGGAUGUUCAACAAAUACAUUCAACAAUUUAACAUAUUGUCCUUGUACAUCAUUACAAUCUUUAGCACCUCUUGGACCUUAUUGUCAAGUACUUGGAAGAUCAUUUAAUGAAAAUGGUGGUGCAUAUGCUGUAUAUAGUGGAGCCACUUUUUCAAAUCUUGCACCAACACGGUUUUCAUUCGAUUUUGCUAUACAACCACCAAUAGCCGAUGGUUUAAUUUUAUUAUAUGGACGUAAUACGACACCUGUCAAUGACUUUUUCUGGACAGCUGUUGAAAUUUAUCAAUCGCAAUUAAGAUUUCAAUUUCGAGAUACAAUGCUCACUGUAUCAGAUAUAACACUUAAUGCAUCAACGUGGUAUCAUGUUGAAUAUCAAUAUGUUGAUUCUACUAUUCUUGUUUCAAUCAAUGAUUGCAAAUAUACAACAUCAGCUAAUGCUACAUUGAAAAAUUAUGAUAUCUCAAAUGUUCAAUUAUAUCUAGGUGGUUUACCAGUCACUGGUUCACUAGUAUCUGGUCUUUAUCCAUCAUUGACACAAGUCAAUACAUUUAGCGGGUGUAUAAGAAAUGUUUUAUCGGGUGGCUAUUAUCUCGAUAUGAAUUCUCCAUUACUAUCAUCUAAUUCAAAUGCAGGACAAUGCUCAUGUUCAUUAACAAAUUCAUGCCUUCUAUCGCCAUUAAAACGUGAUUCCGCUAAUAUUAUACCAUGGUAUACAUGGUUAAUUUUAGCAUUAGUGUUAUUAUUAUUAUCAACAAUUAUUGCAUUAGGAUUAUUAACAUGCAUCAGAAAACGACAACAAUUGAAAGCAUUAGCUGGAUUAUAUCCAGAUGAUACAAGAGAUAAUAUUAUUGAUUAUAAAGAAACUGCCGGCGAAGAAGAUCAUUCAACUUAUAAUCUAGGUGUAUUAAAGAAACCGGUUUAUGCAUUAACAGACGAAGAAAUUAUAGCAAAUGGUGGUCGAUCUGGUUUACCUAAUAUGGGUUAUACUGAUACUAUAACAAACCGUCGGCCAGCACUAGGUGAUUAUAUAGAUGAAAAAUUAAAUGAACAACAAGUAACGCCAUAUGCCAAUGAUACACAAUUACAUUAUCGAUACGAAGGUGAAGGUUCCAUAGCAUCAGAUUUAAGCUCAAUAGAAUCAAUACAUUAUCAAGAUGAAAAUGAUUUUCGAUUUCUUUAUUCAUGGGGGCCAAAAUUCUCGCGAUUAGCUGAUCUAUAUGCUGGUGGUGUCGACUAUGAUGAUCUUGACAACGCUUAA
Rotaria socialis is the source of this 5379-nucleotide messenger RNA. NCBI's taxonomy places the organism in Eukaryota, Metazoa, Rotifera, Eurotatoria, Philodinida, Philodinidae. The record is from the annotation of a GenBank genome assembly.